UGAGAUUCCUAAAACAUGUUGACACCCGGUUCAGCUACAUGACAGCGCGGCGCUCAUUCUGUGGUUUCUAGCAAUUUAACCGGCAUAUGACCUUCGAAUAAACAUGUACCACAGGUAGACCACUUGCAGGCAUUCCUUGAACAACUAUGUUGUCAUCAGCCUGUAGUACAGGGGCACCUGCAGGUGGAGGAGGAAGUGUUGUCAUGGAGACUUCAAACUUCGCCCAUGUCAUCUUCCAGAAUGUUGGAAAGAGCUUCCUUCCGCAGGCAGCACUUGAAUGUCAUUACACACUCACCCCUUUCAUCACUCCUCAUCCCAAAGACUGGGUUGGCAUCUUUAAGGUGGGCUGGAGCAGUGCAAGAGACUACUAUACAUUCCUCUGGUCUCCCAUGCCUGAAAACUACACGGAGGGAUCCACUGUUCACCGAACUAUCAUCUUUCAGGGUUAUUACGUUCCCCGUAGUGAUGGAGAAUUUUAUCAGUUCUGCUAUGUCACACACACGGGUGAAAUCAGAGGUGCGAGCACGCCAUUUCAAUUCCGCCCGGCAACACCCACUGGGGAGGAGCUACUGACAGUGGAGGAUGAUGGGAACUCAGACAUACUGGUUGUUACAACAAAGACUGGACUACUUGAGCAGCGUGUAGAGGAAGCUCGACAAGAGUGCAGAGAACUGCAGAAAGCCCUGUGCCUCCUCACACAGGAGAGAGAUCAGCUACAGGAGAGACAGAGACAACAGAACCAGGAGCUGCAGAAAGGCCUGUGUGAGGAGGAGGAGGCUGCUCAGGCCAGAGUGAGACAGCUUGAACAAGACCUGCUAGAAGUCACACAAAAAGCUGUUCUUAAAGAGACCGAACUGGAUUGUUUGAGAGACAGUUUGCAGAAGGUGAUAUCUGAGAGGGACAGUUUGCAAACUCUGCUGAAGAAUGAGAGAGAUGAGAGAGAACUUUACAAAUCUUACGUACGCAGCGCGGAGCUGGAGAACACAAAACUCAGUGCAGAGCUGCAGAUGCUGAAAGCAAUGGAGCUGAACAGGGAGGUCACCAUCGCACAGUACCAGGAGGAACUUCGCAGACUAAGCACAGACAGAGAUACACACUCCACAGAUGUUACUCUUAAAGAAAAGUUGCUUCAGGCUGAGGAGCAGCUCCAUGCCACACGGCAGCAGGCAGCCAUGUUGGGCUCUGAGUUACGUGACGCCUCCGGUGGGCGAGAUAGCACCAUGGCUGAGUUGUACCGUGCCCGUCAAGAAGCUGAAGACCUGCGAGCCCGUUUAGCUGAAGCCCAUGAGGAGUGCAGACAUGCCCAGAAACAGCUGGACAGGAUGAGGAGCGAGGCAUCACAGGAAGUGGGCAGGGCUGGUGGGGGAGUGGCCGCGGUCUCCGGGCUGGGGGCAGAGCUCCAAAAGGAGGUAGAGGAACUGAAGCUGCGUUUGAAUAUGGCUGCAGAGCACUACAAAGAGAAAUACAGAGAGUGCCAACGUCUGCGAAGACAAGUCACCAAACUAACCCAGCAACAGGAGGACUCUAACAGGAAUGAUGCAUCUACAGAGACCACACAGGAGUUACACACCCCAGAUGCAGAGACACCUCCCACAGAUCAAUGUCCUGCAGAUGUAAACCCUGUGGUGCAGAGAGAUGCAAGGAGAACAAGGGAUGAAAAUGGACCUGGACAGGAGGAGGGGGAUGAGGGGGAAGACGAAGAGGAGGAGGAAGAGUGUAGUGUGUCAGUAGAGGCUAAGCUCGCAUGCAUGGAGGAGAAAUGGAGAGAGCAGUGCACCAUCAGUGAAACCCUAAAGCUCCUCCUUUCCAAUGAGGGGAAAAUGUUUAAAGCUCAGGUGGCAGAUAAGGACAAAGAAGUUUCCGCACUGAGAGAGAGUCUUGUGGUGGUGACCAGAGAGAAGGAGAGACUGGAAGAGGAGUUGCGGCAGUGUAUGCACAGAGCGCCUGUGGCCGCUGAAAGUCGGUUGCGUUACCCACUGCCAUACCCACAAGACCCCCCUCCUCUUCCACUGGUACUACAACAACCUGCUGAACUGCAGUAUGGAAACCCCUAUUCAGAGCAAGAGACUCUGGACAGAGCAGAUGGUGCGUUAUCCCCUGAACAAACCUGCCGGCCGCCUCCCUUGGCUCCACCACCCUGGGGUGGUCCUGUGGUCUGCAGCCAGCCUUCACGGAGUCUCAGCCCCCCUGAUGGACUUGAGAACCCAGCUGAGGAACGGCCUAAUGGAGGUGAUGGUGAGGCCCCUGCAGUCUGUGAACAUCAGAGCCUUGAAUCCAAUGAGAGCCACACCAGCUUCUGCUUUGACACCAGAGCUGACGUUCACAAGCGUUGUCCUCUUUGUGAGGUGAUCUUUCCUCCACAUUUUGAACAGAGCAGUUUCGAGCGACAUGUGGAGUCACACUGGAGGGUGUGCCCUGUCUGCAGCGAGCAGUUUCCUCUGGACUGCCAACAGCAGCUCUACGAGAAGCAUGUGCAUACACACUUUGAUGGCAACGUUCUCAACUUCGACAACAUUGAUUAGAGAGAAAAAAAAAAAAACGUGUGUCUCUUGCUGCUUUCUGCUUUUAUUUAAAUAUAAAAUGCCUCAGGAGGUGAAGGGGCUUCAGUGUUUUGUUUGACCUACGUUGAUGAUAUAAUUUUAAUGUAACAGCUGCACAACUUGUGCCAGGACGAUUACAAUCAGAAUCUAUGAUUUGCACAUAGAUGUGCAUUAUACAGAUAUUUAAACUUCAAAAGGACAGAAAAGAGUACUAUGAUAUUGUUCUUCAGGUGUAAUAGAAAUAAAAAAUUAAUAAAUUA
Molecule: messenger RNA, 2800 nt
Organism: Myxocyprinus asiaticus (Chinese sucker)
Lineage: Eukaryota; Metazoa; Chordata; Actinopteri; Cypriniformes; Catostomidae
Product: tax1-binding protein 1 homolog A-like
Exons: 17
Coding region: 147-2522 (791 amino acids)
Source: RefSeq, a predicted model, not a curated record